UAAUUCUUCUGGAUGUCCUCCAUGACAUCAUUUGCCUCAUUCCUGGUGAGAAGAUCUGUAUAUAAGGAUGCGUGCUGUGGGGCAUCUUCAGAAGGCAGGGACAUUGGACGGAAAGAUCCGUACACCGAAGAGAUCGGUCAGUUAUCAGAACCGAAGAUGUUCAAGUUCUGUGUGGUUUUCCUCCUCUGCGGCCUGCUGACCCCUUCGCAAGGACUUGCUGGAAGUGCCUCGGUGUCUGCCAGGGUGGAUAAAGAUGUGCUAGAAGGCGCCAUUACAGGGUCACUAGGCAACAGCAACCUUCUCAAAGGGCUCCUGGAUAGUCUCCUUGGUGGCGGUGGUCUUGUUGGCGGUCUGCUUGGAGGCGAUGGACUUGUUGGAGGUCUCCUUGGUGAAGACGGACUUGUUGGAGGUCUCGUUGGUGGUGAUGGACUUGUUGGUGGUCUCCUUGGUGGUGAUGGACUUGUUGGUGGUCUCCUUGGUGACAAAGGACCUGUUGGUGGUCUCCUUGGUGGUGAUGGACUUGUUGGUGGUCUCCUUGGUGACAAAGGACCUGUUGGUGGUCUCCUUGGUGGUGAUGGACUUGUUGGCGGUCUCCUUGGUGGCAAAGGACUUGGUGGUGGUCUCCUUGGUGGCAAAGGGGCCAUUGGUGGUCUCCUUAGUGGUGAUGGACUUGUUGGUGGUGCCCUUGGUGGUGAUGGACUUGUUGGUGGUGCCCUUGGUGGUGAUGGACUUCUUGGUGGUGUCCUUGGUGGCAAAGGGGCCUUUGGUGGUCUCCUUGGUGAUGAUGGACUUGUUGGUGGUGCCCUUGGUGGUGAUGGACUUGUUGGUGGUGCCCUUGGUGGCAAUGGUGGUCUUGCAGGUGGUCUCCUUGGCAAAGAUUCUCUUGCAGGUGGUCUCCUUGGUGGCAAAGGGACCGUUGGUGGUCUCCUUGGUGAUGAUCCUCUUGCUGGUGUCCUUGGUGGUGAUGGAGCAGUUGGCGGCCUUGUUGGCAGCAACGGUAUUGCAGGUGGUCUCCUUGGUGGCAGUGGUCUCCUCGGUGGACGUGGUCAGCGCGGCCAAGGCACUUCUCCUGAAGGAGGGCUCCUUGGCAAGAACGGUCUGCUGGGCACCAUCCAAGGGCUCACAGGGCUGAAAAUUGUGAACAUCACCCUCCCCAAAAUAACCCUGGGCUUCCUGCCAGGCGUCGGGCUCCAGCUGAAUAUCUACACCCAGCUGCUGGUAGAUGGCAAUGGCGCAGCGGGUGGACUGCUCCAGCUCCAGGUGGAAGCGAACAUCACAGCAAGAGUCCGGCUGGUCCAGGACAAGUCGGGGGCUCUCAAGCUGGUCGUUGAAAACUGCAAGACUCUUCUCGGAGACGUCAACAUCCGUGUUGGACCCAAAGUGCCACUUGUGGAGAAAACCUUAAAGAGCGUCCUCGGCGGUGUCCUGCCCGGGCUGCUGUGCCCUGUCGUCGACACCGUGCUGGGAGUUGUGAACUCGCUGCUUGGCUCCGUGACUUCUGUGCUCCCACUGGGGGCCCUGGGCGAUCUCCAGUACACCCUGUCCUCCCUUCCCAUCAUCGGCGACAAGUCCAUCCAGCUGGAUCUAAACCUCCUCCUCAGGGAUGCGGCAGGCAACGUGGUGGAGCCCGUGCGCGGGCUGUCGUCGCCUGUCACCCUGCUGCCAACCACCGGCCGCGGGGUGCAGGUGGGGCUCUCGCAGGACGUGCUGGGCGCCGUGCUGGGGCUGGCCCAGAAGCAGGGAGCCUUCAACCUGGACAUCACCAGCUCAGCGGUACCCAGUAGCAUCCCGCUGUCCACCUCGGCCCUCAUCUCAGCCUUCCCUCAGCUCUCCACUGUGGUCCCUGGGUCGCUGCCGCUGGCGCUGCGUGUGCGGCCGGCUGAUGUGCCACAGGUGUCCCUGCGGGAUGGGAAAGCCACGGCCACCCUCCAAAGCACCAUCGACGUUGUGACACGGCGACCAGGCUUCCCCGUGCAGACCCUCUUCAGCCUGGACUCGGACAUCGGUCUGAACAUCACCCCCUCCGUGGCCAGCGGCAAGCUGCGCACCUCCCUGGCCAUCGACAGAGUCAAACUGAGACUGGCAUCCUCACAAAUUGGCCCUAUCAAUGCCUCCCGGCUUGAAGGAUGGGUGACCGACGUCCUCACAGCUGCAUACGUGCCUGCCAUUAACAGUGCCGUGAGUGCGGGGAUCCCUCUGCCCAACAUCCUCAACACCAACUUCGAGAACAGCCAGGUGGACAUCGCUGAUAACACCUUUGUGAUCAACCAGAAGCCUAGAGUGCUCUAAAACCAGCUUAUCUCAGCAAAACCUUGCCCUUGGUCCUGGGAUGAGGCAGAUAAUUCCCCGUGAGCCUGGAGAGCCCUGGUCGUCCCUAAUUGCUUCGUCUUGAUUUUCUCUUGAGUAUUGUCAUGUGUUAUUGCCGUGGCCCAUAGGGAGGGAUGUUUCUGGUCCAUCCGUCCUGCUAUAGCCCACAUGGGGGUAUGGAGAAGGUGCUCGGCUGAUGGAUAUAAGGGGGCAUUUUCUGUGGCCAAUUCUAACACCCUAAGUCUGGAACCAGAGCCCCUGUUUAGGCACAAAUGUUACUCUCAAAUUCCUCUAUCAAUAAAAUCCUUCAC
Messenger RNA from Anas platyrhynchos (mallard), 2618 nucleotides. Its product is annotated as BPI fold-containing family B member 3. The record is from RefSeq and is a predicted model, not a curated record. NCBI's taxonomy places the organism in Eukaryota, Metazoa, Chordata, Aves, Anseriformes, Anatidae. Gene Ontology annotation, molecular function: lipid binding.